Molecule: messenger RNA, 3438 nt
Organism: Bradysia coprophila
Lineage: Eukaryota; Metazoa; Arthropoda; Insecta; Diptera; Sciaridae
Gene: Reph
Product: Regulator of eph expression
Source: RefSeq, a predicted model, not a curated record
CAACCAUCAGAUCUGUUUGGGCUGUCUGAGAGUGAAGUAAUUCCACUUGCUUUUUUUAUAUUGAUAGGGGGUUGAAACCGAAUGGUAUAUAAAUACACCAGUGAAAUUCCUCUUUUGAUGUCAAAUAUAUUAUACAAAAGAGUGGAAAAUCGGUGCGCGCGGAAGUGGUUUUUUUCUUUCAAGUGAGUUGUCGUAGGUGGUGUGUUUUUCUUGUUGGUACAAUCGGGGGAAAAAAAGAAAGAAAACGAUCGCUGUAUCAAGUCGAAAUAAAAAGUGUUUUUUUCGAUUCGGUUUACAUUUGUUUUUCUGUUGACAAUUAAACAUUUCGCAAUCUGCAAUCAUAAAAAUGGCUACUCGAGUCUAGAGGUCAGAGUUGAGGAAGCAAAAAUAUUUAUACUGAAAGUCGGUUUACAUUUUUUGAUAGAAAUGACAGUGUAUAGUGUUACAUAUAGUAACUGUAUAUAAAUGUAACUGCACUAUAUAUCCUCGUUCAUAUAGAUACACUGAAAGUAUACAUAUAUGCUCGUACGCGUAGAGUAUUUAUAUAAAUAAAAAAAAAUCUUUCGGUGAAUUUUUGCUGUUUGAAGAAGGAAAAAAAACCUAGCAAUUCAAUAAACCAGCGACAAAGCAAUUUUUAGACCCAGAGAAAUCGUUAUAAAAAUUUACUUGUUCAAACAAGUAAAACAAGAUAAAUAUUGUUUUUGCUGAUACGAUAUAUCGAGCGACACACAACAGCAGAGAAGGAAAGAAAGAAAAAAAAAAUUAAGAGGAAAAACAACUUUAUUUUUGAACCACAGCGUUUGUUAUCGAAACAAUAUCAACGGAGAGGUGUUAGUAAGCAACAAUAUAAAAAAACAGCUGGUUCUUGGAUCGGUCAAAAUAAUGUUGAAGUAUUUAACUCAUAAACUCCGCACACAAUCAAUCAAUGAAGACAACGUACAGGAAAAGAUUGACGGACAUGAUUCUGGAACCGAAAGCGAUGGUGACUUAAAUCAUAGAGAUGACAUGCAGGAAGAUAUGGAAUUAAGUUCUAGUUCUCGACACGAUACAUUAUCUCCGACAGAUACUGUUGGUUCAUCAGAGUCACCAGCAUUUCUAGGACCACCUCACCUACUCUACGACCAGCACAGUUCCGAAGAAGAGUUGGAAGUGAUAAAUGGUGUGUCAGUUGAAUCUGAAGUCGAUUCGCCCAAACGGUCUAAUUCAACUUUAAUUGUCGAGAAUCGAAAAAGAUCCCUAGCUCAAAGUUCUGAUGAUGAAGUACGAAAUCUACUGGAACAUGGACAGGCUCCGGUCAAUUUUCGUACAUCACCGCCAUUGGAGGCAUUAAAACCGAAUCGUGGCCAUAUUCAGCGCGCAACCACACCUUUAGUUCUAAAAACUGACCGUGGAAUUGGAAGUAUUAGAAUUUCAUGUGAUAGUCCAGCCAUUUCGAUGGACGUUAGAUCUAUUAGUCCGCCGGCGAAAUUUUUCCAUUGUGCAGUUUCGCCGCGUCGACGACCACCUAGGCACACAUCGCAACGAUUGCAACGACCACAUAGGCCAUGCUUAGAUUUUGAUAAAAUGCAGCAGCUGAAGGCGCGUUCAGUAACAGCAUGGCGACAUAAUAACGAACACGCUGGCGAACUAUCCGUGUUUUGUUGGUGAUGAACGGCGAUCCGAUCACGUUUGCAAAUGCCAUUUAAGGGAUACCAAUUGCGUGACGGUGAAUUCCAAAAAGACUUCUCUAGAAAGAUCAAUUCAAUAUUUUAUUGUGAAAUUUAUUACUCUUAUUAUUACAAGUAUAAUUGCUGUGUAGUGAAAAGGAUGGAGAAAACGAAGGAGAGAGAAAACAAAAACGGAAAGAAAGAAGAGAGAGAGAGAAAAAACAACUUAGGAGAAAGAAAAGACAAUGUUAAACCAAUGUAAAAGAAAUUCAUUUUUAUCAAACAGAAAAAACAGCAACAGCAUUGUGGAAAAGACUUUUAUUCAAUUAAUUGAAAAUUGAGCAAAGAAAAUAGAGAGAAAGAAGAGAGAAAAACUGACACAAAAUUUAGUUUCAGUAAAGUGAAUCAAACAAACUGAUCAAUAUGGGCCAUUCUAAGACUAAUUAGGUAGAGAUAUCAGACAGCGAUGGCAACAUCACUUAGUCCAAAGCGCGUAACUACCAUGUCUCUGGAUCUACUCAACUUUUUUUCCCUGGCUGUUAGUUGUAUUUGGUUAAAUUUUGUUAAUGGUUCUGAAGAUAUGGUCGAGAAACCAAACAAUUUCUCAGAGCAAAUUUAAAAGAAAAAAUAUCAAAAUGUCGGACCUCUGUAUGUCGGAAAGUGAUGGAAAAAAAUCUCUACUGGUUUGGACUGGGGAAAUGUUUUGAUUUGAUUUGUUUAGAGACCACACUAACAGCCCCUUUUCAGUCAUUAGCAAAUGUAGCCGGAACCACUGGCUCAGCGUCACUUCCAAACCACGCCUCGAAGUAUGCAAAUGCUCACUGAGGAAAACUGAUUGCUUAAUUUAUGUCUCGACUAAAUGUAGACUAGACAUAUGCACAUAAAUUCGUCGAACGAUUCAUUCAAUGUGUGAAUCGUUGCAGAGACGCCAAGCACACCGCAGCUACAAAACAAUGAAUCUUGAGUGAACUUUAGGACGUUGUUAUCGCUAGAAAAAGUCUGUGUGAAAAUGUCUGACACUGGAAUCGAGCCCGGAUCAUAGUGGUGAAAGGCUAGUACGUCUACAAAACCAAAGAAGCUGAUUUUUAUUUUCAAAAACCUUUUUUAUGUCGUUUCACCCUCCAGAGCGUAGGUGGUUAUCGUUACCAUAGGAUUUUUCGAGCGUAUCUUUCGAACUAACAGUCGAACUGACUUGAUACAGGGCUUGAAAAUCAGAAAUUAUUUUGGCCUACAGGGAAAGCUAUUUGAUAAAAAUCAGUUGUGUUGUUAUGCAGAUUUGGUAGUGACCUUUGGUAAUCUUGACCACAAUAUGUAAAAAUGAAAUGAAAGAAAAGCCCGACUCGGAUUCAAUCGAUUUAUUUUAUUUGAAAAGAAUUUUCUCUUUCGGCUGUUCGCUUGAAAAAUGAAUUUUACAAAUUUCUUUCAAUGAUAACAAAGAAAUAUAUUUUACAAAAUAAAAAUGUAAGUGAAAAAAACAAACAAACAAACCAUUUGAAUCUUUGGUGUAAAAUGAUCUUUCUUAAAGCAAAGAAACUUGAUUUACAAUUUUUCGUAUUUUCUCUGCCAUGUACAAUACUUUUAAAGUGUAAAAAACAAAAACAAAUAAAAAUGCUAACCAAUAAUGCAUGGAAGCAGCAAAAAAUAACAACAAGAAGGAAUACAAAAACAAACCAGAAGAUAAUAAAAAAAAUUGCACAUUCAAAGCUAAUUUAGUGAUUUCUAUCAAUAUUUUUAUUUGAGUCAAACGUUAUUAAUAGGAGUCAAACUAAGCAAAACAAGAAAAUGUAAAAAA